Molecule: messenger RNA, 252 nt
Organism: Acromyrmex echinatior (Panamanian leafcutter ant)
Lineage: Eukaryota; Metazoa; Arthropoda; Insecta; Hymenoptera; Formicidae
Product: odorant receptor 13a-like
Biological process (GO): detection of chemical stimulus involved in sensory perception of smell; sensory perception of smell
Cellular component (GO): plasma membrane
Molecular function (GO): odorant binding; olfactory receptor activity
Source: RefSeq, a predicted model, not a curated record
AUGUGUCUCUAUUGUGCCUUGGGUGAGAUUUUAAUGGCUCGGUGUAAUGAAAUAUAUUAUGCGGCAUAUAAUAAUAAAUGGUAUUCCGUGGAUCCAAAAAUUGCGAAAGAUUUGUUGUUUCUAUUGAUAAGAAAUACUAAACCAGUCUAUCUUACCGCUGGAAAAGUGUUUCCGAUGACAAUGGCAACAUUUUGCGGUUUAAUGAAAACGUCAGCUGGUUAUAUAUCUGUUUUGCAUACAACAAAGGGUUAA